Bipolaris maydis ATCC 48331 is the source of this 1407-nucleotide messenger RNA. The record is from RefSeq and is a predicted model, not a curated record. Lineage: Eukaryota; Fungi; Ascomycota; Dothideomycetes; Pleosporales; Pleosporaceae.
AUGCUGGAAGCCAUUAGCCAGAACACGUUAGUUGUCUUCUCCCACCUAUGUGGCCAGAGAUGUCGAACACUAAAACCACCUAGCCGCAUGCUUCUUGAUAUAGCAAGCCAUAUGAAAGGAAUUGCUCGAGCCAUCGAAUCUAUCCCCCUACAUCUUUCAGUUGACAUAAUCCGCCUUGACGAUGCACUUGGAGAAAGCUGGGGCUUGCCUUUUCAAGCGUGUCAAACAUGGAAUUCAUUCACAGACAUACUAAAGGUAGUUGUUUACGGAAACCAGAGACCAGGAUUGGACUAUAUAGUACGAGGCCAAUUUCAACUCACUUUUGCGAAAACCGGGCGUUCGAUCGGCCAACCACAUCGGUGGGACUCAACUAUUAGACCAGGUGCCCACAUAAAGCAAGCGAUGGUUAUCUCCGAUCUUCCUAUUUCGAAAGACGUAUGCCCUUUUCCCGCCUGUACUGGGAUGUUAAUAAGCCAAGUCGAUGAAAUUGGCAAAAUAUGCUCAACAUGUGGUCGGUUGUCGAGCUCCACGCUUCUUCAUACUCUACCGCUUAAGUUAUACGCUAGAGUUCCGUCUUCGCCCACACCACUUGAUCCUAUCACAAGCCAGGCCAGCGUUCACGCACGUGUACAGCAGACUGAUAGCUUGGCGAUUGGUCCUGUUCAACUUUGCGAAGACUCCAUUGGCUUGUUUCGAAGGAUACAGGUAUAUGAGCGGCCGCCUCCUCUCACAUCAGCAGAAGAAGCGUACGAGAAGCUUCGGGAUGAUGCAUCUGACUUCCAAGCAAAUCUAUACCUCGGAUGGCAUGCGCUCAGUGAAGUGCGAAUUGAUGAAGCUAUCCAUCGCCUGAGACAGACGACAGCGACAGAACCUAAUGAUUGGAUUCCUCACUAUCUUUUGGGGAGAGCCUUCGUAGCCAAUGGUUGCUUCAAGGAAGCAUAUGAGGCACUGCAACUUUGCGUGAAAUCUAACAGCACGAUUCCCGAUGUUUGGAUCACGAUUGGAGUACUCUACUUCAAGCUUAAUCAAUACCGUGACAGCCUUGACGCUUUAGCGAGAAGCGUCCGAUUGAACCCGCAAACGUGGGAGUCAUGGUAUAAUCUCGGGGUUCUUUACGACAAUUGUCAAAACCAAAGUUAUGAUGCACAAGACGCACUGCAGAGAGCUUUAGACCUAAAUCCUGCUCUCCUCAAAGCUCAUAUACGAAUGGAAGAGUUAAAGGCAGCUGUUCAUGGGAACGUGCUUACAGAAAUGGUGGAAUGUGUCCUGCUCCAAGCCUCAGACCCUAUACCUACAUACGUCGAAGACACGGGAAUUCAAAUCAGUCCUCUCAUUCCUAUUACGCAUGAUAAUGGAUGGGUCGCCAUAAGUAGCGAAGAGGAAGUUGUGGAUAUCAGGGGCUAUUGA